CGUAAUUGACCCGCCCACAAUCUGCAAGACGCAUCCGGAGGAGGGGCUGCUGGAAGGCAAGCUAGCAAUAGCAGCAUUGCAGAUAGAGAAAUGGAAUUUACAGCGUUAGCUAAACUGGUUGUCAUCGGUGAUUCCUCAGUGGGAAAGACCUGCCUUAUACUAAGAUACACGCAAGAUGUAUUUCGAGAAAGUUUUCUCCCAACAAUUGGUGUUGAUUUCAAAAGCAAAAUAGUAGAAGAAGGAGAGAAACGUUACAAAUUACAAUUAUGGGAUACUGCAGGUCAAGAAAGGUAUGACUCACUAAGAAGAGGAUUUUAUCGUGGAGCUAAAGGAGUGAUAGUUGUAUAUGAUAUAACUAGUAUAGAGUCAUUUGACAAUGUUACAAAGUGGAUUGAAGACAUAACAACAAAUGCAGGCCCUACUCAACCACUGCUAUUAGUGUUGGGAAAUAAAAUAGAUAAUGCAAGUGCACGAAAAGUACCAACAGUAUCUGGACAACAAAUAGCUAAAAGUGUUGGUGCUUGCUUUGGUGAAGUUAGUGCAAAAACCGGUGAAGGGAUUGAAGAGGCAUUUCAACAUUAUGUUUGUGAGUUAGUUAACCGAAUAGACAAAGAUCAAUCACGGUACAGUGACGUAGGUCUCCUUGGUCACAGUAUUGAUGGGGACCACUGGAGUAGAUCCAAUGAGAGCAAGUGCUGCGGUGGACACAAUCCUGGUACUGCAUCUAAUCCCUCCAGUCCACAUAAACCAAAAGUGGAUUUUGAUCCAUUAAUCUAAUUUUUUUUAAUAUACAAUAAUAAUUAUUACUAAUUUUAAUACUCAAGUAUGAUACUAACAAGACCUAAAAUGUUUAAUGUUCAAUGUUUUGCUAUGAUGAUAUAGC
Molecule: messenger RNA, 883 nt
Organism: Amphimedon queenslandica
Lineage: Eukaryota; Metazoa; Porifera; Demospongiae; Haplosclerida; Niphatidae
Product: ras-related protein Rab-13-like
Exons: 5
Coding region: 91-777 (228 amino acids)
Molecular function (GO): GTPase activity; GTP binding
Source: RefSeq, a predicted model, not a curated record